UUUGUCGAAAAUCAAGUGAUUUCAUUCAAUUCUAGAAUAAUGCUAGGUCUAUAUUAGGCCUACCAGUGCAAACGUCGAAAACGUCAACGCUAAAUUAAUAAUACAGACACAAACAAUGUUGUUUUCUCAUUAAAAACAUGGAUGUUUGGAUUGUUUUGAAUUUUCACCGCUCUCAAUCGCUGCUGCGUGACAGCCGUAUCCAUGGGAACGACAUAAACCUGCCUGUUCGGCUAAUAGCCAACGCUUUGUUUCUGUUGUUUUUAUCUAUUAUUUUUGCCGUUUUAGGGGGAUUUUAAUGGCCCACGCGAUUGUUAUGUUUCGUGAGAAGGUAGAACACGAUGAGGCUCGUUUGGGGGAGACUCGGAGGGUUUACUAGCAGUUUUUGGUGACUUGUUUGGCUUCCUGUUUCACUGUUUACGGCCGGGUAAGUAAGUGAUGUAAGUAUUUAAUAGUGGCAUGAGGAGGUGAUCACCUUCCCUUCCUGUUUCUCCUGUGUUUACACCUUAGCACCCACACAGAGCGGUCCUGGAAAGCCUGCAUUGCCCCUGCUACUUCUGCUCCACACUGACUGAGCUGCGCAGUGCACUUUAAGAACAUUAUCCCCCUUUAAUCCACUUUGCCUUCUGCUACACAAAGGUGGACAGGGUGCCACAAUCAAACAACGCAUUUUAUUGCUCUUUUAUUUUGGAGACAGAUGAAUUUCUCACAUUGAACUUUUAAUGCUGGAUUUCAUAGCCUCUGUUUAAGUAUCCUUAAUUAUCUACUGUUUGUGAAUAGCAGUGAUUCAUCCCCUCAGACAUGGAGGACCCUGAUAUACGACAACAGAAGCUCGACAACCAGCGAGCCCUUUUGAUGAAAAAGCAGCAAAAAAAGAGAGCUGAUUCUCAAAUGGUGGUAGCCAAUCGGGAUGCUCGCCAAAAGAAACAGAAGCUCAAAACUGUGUGCUCCGAUCAAACACCGCUGCUGAUCAGCCAAUCCCUGAGCAACACUUCCCUCACUGAUCAAGUUGAACAUGCCCAUGAUAACCCACUGGAUGAGAUCCUGUUAGGUGAAGACAACACAACAGCAACUAUGAAGUUUGAUGAGGUGCCUUCACAGAUUCCUAAUACUCCCAAAAAAAUGAACUUGGAGAUUGACAAAGAGCCUGAGGUGAAGUGUGAAGUGGAGGAUAACGCUCAGGGUGAGGGGAAAAAGCCAAAGAAGAAAGACGUGAAAAAAGAAAAAGCCAAAGAGAUCGACCAGGAUGAUGAAAAGGAACAAGAGAAGCAGAAAAAGGAGAAAAAAACAAAGAAGAAAGACAAAGCGAAAGAAUCUGAAGACCCACAGAAGACAACCAAGAAAACCAAACAAGAGCGAAAAAAGAAGCACUUGCAGGAGGAGUCGAGCCAGGAGGCAGAGCCAGUGGGGGAUGUGGGGAGUCCAAAGAAGAAUAAAAGCAAUGAAAGUGAAGCUGAAGAGACAGAAGGGGCUGAGAGGCCUGCCACUCAAUCGCCUAAGAGGAAAAAACAACUCCACACAACCAGGUGCCAAAUAAGUGACGAGAGCAAAGACGAGGAAAUCCAGAAGGAGAAAAGGGAGAAGAAGAAAAAGAAAGCAGAGAAGACCGCGCCAGGUCUCGGUUCCCUUAACUCCAACUACAGAAAGGGUUCAUCGUCAAACAGUGAAUCCGAUGACAGAUCAUCGUCUCCAAUUUCAGUGGAGGAUCUGGAGAAGUUUGCGUUGCGUCCGGCCUCCAGGGAUGUCACCAUCCAGUGCAGGGUCACCAGGGACAGGAGAGGCAUGGAGAAGGGAAUGUACCCCACGUACUACCUCCACAUGGAGAAGGAGGAUGGCAAUAGGGUGUUUCUAAUGGCAGGCAGAAAAAGGAAGAAGAGCAAAACAUCCAACUAUCUCAUCACCACGGACCCAGUUAAUCUUACCAGAGACACAAACUGCUACAUAGGGAAACUAAGGUCAAAUAUUCUGGGUACAAAGUUCACAGUCUAUGAUGGAGGUGAAAACCCGGAGAAAAAGCCGUUUGUCAAAGAGUGUGAAUCAGUGAGGCAAGAGCUGGCAGCAAUCUGCUAUGAGACGAACGUGCUGGGAUUUAAGGGUCCCAGGAAAAUGACAGUGACCAUCCCCGGCAUGUUGGAGAACGACGAAAGAGUGUCCAUUCGCCCAAAGAAUGAUCUUGAUACUCUUCUGGCCCGCCAUGCACACAGCAACACUGACAAUCUGGUCACGCUGUUGAACAAAUGCCCGAGCUGGAACGAACAGUCUCAGUCGUUUGUGCUUAACUUCCACGGUCGUGUCACGCAGGCCUCGGUCAAAAACUUCCAGAUCGUCCACCCUGAAAACGAGGAUUACAUAGUGAUGCAGUUUGGCCGGGUAGCAGAGGACGUCUUCUCCAUGGAUUACAGCUUCCCCAUGUGUGCCCUGCAGGCCUUCGCCAUCACGCUGUCUUCUUUCGAUGGCAAACUGGCCUGUGAGUGAGCCAUGCUGUCGUACCUCACUAUAUCCCUACUGUUGAAAGAAACCUACAGUUUAAAUGACAAGGACACCCAUCAGUUUGCACAGUGUCAUUUUUAUUUUUUAGUUUCCUGGUGCUUUGUAACAUCAUGUAAACACUAAAUAUGAAAAGCCUGCCACAGACUUAGACUUCAGAGACUUGUUUUAUAGGUCCAGUAUUAUUUUACAGCAGAUUUUAUAUGGAAGUUUAAUACAACACAAUUAUGUAAGUCAUUUUAUGUAAUUGACUUGUCUUUCUUUUUAUAUUUGCCAGCUGUGUAAAGGACUUAAAAUAUUGGGGACAACAGUGUAAAGACUACAAAAUAUUAAAUGACGGUAUUACAAGGUUUUAAUGUCCAUGAAUGUUUUUUUAUUUAUUUAUUUUAAUCAGGAAGUGUCUACUGCGUUUAACAUGAUUAAAGGAUGUUUUCA
Molecule: messenger RNA, 2919 nt
Organism: Notothenia coriiceps (black rockcod)
Lineage: Eukaryota; Metazoa; Chordata; Actinopteri; Perciformes; Nototheniidae
Product: tubby protein homolog
Exons: 12
Coding region: 799-2472 (557 amino acids)
Biological process (GO): protein localization to cilium
Cellular component (GO): cilium
Source: RefSeq, a predicted model, not a curated record